This is a messenger RNA of Solea solea (common sole), 5029 nucleotides long. RefSeq names its product nuclear receptor binding SET domain protein 2 (gene nsd2). Gene Ontology annotation, biological process: regulation of DNA-templated transcription. Gene Ontology annotation, cellular component: chromatin; nucleus. The transcript is spliced from 22 exons. NCBI's taxonomy places the organism in Eukaryota, Metazoa, Chordata, Actinopteri, Pleuronectiformes, Soleidae. Gene Ontology annotation, molecular function: protein binding; histone H3K36 methyltransferase activity. The record is from RefSeq and is a predicted model, not a curated record. The coding region runs from base 234 to 4181 and encodes 1315 amino acids.
GCAGCGUUUACUCAGACUUGUCAGCUGCUUCCAUUUCCGCGGCUUUUCUCGCCGGUGAUGCGGUGAUUACGCGGCACGGUUAGCCACACACUCAUUGGGCAUUCGCUGCAUGCGCUGGAGCCCGCAGCCCCGCUUUCUCCUCACCGCUGCAGGCAGCUAGCAGCCGAAGCUAAGUCCUCCAGGAGAAAAGCAACUUGGAACAGUCGCGUGAGCCCGGAGGAGGGUUCUUGGGGAUGGACGCUAAAGGUAGCUCUCUGCCUUCGAUGCCCGAACCAGCCAACCCAAUCAGCAUGAAGCAGCCACCAGAGUCCCUCAGUGUCCGGAAGGGUCGGGGGGACAUGAGCAGUGACCCUGCUCUGCUCAUGGACAAAGCUGCUGCACAGCUGGCUGCCACACUACAAGACGGUGUCCUUCAGAAGAUGGCCGGCCACAGUCACAACAACCACAGCCACGAGAGGCUCAAAGACCUCACCUCCCGGGUGCUGAACGGAGACCAGGACGCGCUGCCAAAGCUUUGCGCCCCAGAGCCACCGAUGCUGAAAGGUGCAGAAGCCCCGGCCACCAAUGGCACCCAUCAGCACAACUGCACUCCUCAUACAGAACCCGAGCUGAAGGUGACGAUACCCCAGGUGGUCACGCAGCCGCUGUUUGAACCCUGCGGUGCCAGCGGGACCAGUUUGUCCACAGCCAGUGAAGGUUCUAUAUCUGGACCUGAGAUGAGACAGGACGAGAAGAAAAGGAGAGGGCGACCUCAAAAACCAAAACCUCAACCAAACCUCACUUCCUCCUUAAUGGCUCUGGAGCAAAUUGACCACACGGAUGCUGCAGAUGGAGAAGAAGCAGCAGACGCAGACGAUGAGUUUGAACUCAUCCCAGAGUUGUCUGUGGAGGUCGCAGCGUCUCCUUUCCUGGUCGGUUUCUCUGUCGGCGACGUGGUUUGGACUAAAGUGUCGGGAUACCCCUGGUGGCCCUGCAUGGUCACCACAGACCCGGAAUUCAACACUCACUUCAAACACAAACCGAAAGCGCCCAGAAUCAGAGGAGGCCUCCUUUACCACGUACAGUAUUUUGGAGACGCUCCAGAAAGAGGCUACAUAUUUGAGAAGAACAUUGUGUCCUUCACUGGAGAAGAUCAAUACCAGGAGCUCAGCCAGCGCAACAGACGGACUCAGAACAACUCCUGCGGCAUCCACAAAACCGCGGCUCCAUCCGUGCCACGGAAAGUCCAGGCCCAGUGGAACAUGGGCAUCAUCCAGGCCAAGGAGGCCGUCGGCAUGUCACUGGAGGACCGCACGAUGAACUUCACGUUUGUGUACGACGACGAGGGCCCUCACCUGAACCCCCUCAUCCUGGAGAAGUUGAAACCGAGACAGGACAGCGAGACGAACCAGGAGACGGCGUCGCGGCUCAGUCCAGGUCUUCCCUCCGCGCCGGAUUCUUCCACCACUGAUCCAGAUAAUCAGCCGGAGUCUGUGGCACCUGAGAAGAAAAAGAGGCGACCCCGACAGACUCAGCCUCCCACCAAGACGGUCAGGAGAAGGAAAAAGUCCGCAAAGGACGACUCCUCUGACACCGUGAAGAAAAGGAAAUCAAAGCUGGUUACUUCAACUGACGAAGCAACGGUCUCAGUUCCAGUGAAGCGGGAGAGAAAGAAGAGCGUUAAAAGGCAGCUAACGGACGCGGCGCUCGACAAGACUCAGCAACCGAAGAAAAGACGUAAAAUAAACACAGACGCUGAAAAACAGGCCUUGAAUCCGGACGGAACGGAAAAGAAGCGGAGGCGACGGAAGAAAACUGACGUGAAAGACAUAAAAGACGUAAAGGAGAUCAAGAGGAGACAGAGGAAAUCAAAAGACCCCCUCACUGGCGACCAAGACGCAGAGAAACCAAAGCGCAGGAGGAAAAGGAAACAGGAUGGAGAGAGCCAGGCCACGCCUGCCAAAGCAAAGAAGAGGAGGACUUCACCAUGUCCUGAUCCUGAGGGAUCUGGAAGUGAAGGACGUCCGGAUUCUCCCAGCGACAGCUUAGACGGGACAAAGAAAGGCGAACGCAAGAAAGAGUUUGUCUGCCAGAUGUGUGAGCAGGCUGGUGAGGACUUGGUGGCCUGCGAAGGCCAAUGCUGCGGCAUGUUUCACCUCCACUGUCUGGGUCUGUCCUUCAAACCUGACGACAAGCUGCUGUGUCAGGAGUGCAGCUCAGGAAUCCACUCGUGCUUCACCUGUAAACAGUCGGAGGGAAAGGUGCGCCGCUGCCACGUCCCGCACUGCGGCAAGUUCUACCACGAGGCGUGCGCCCGCCUCAACCCCCUCACUUUAUUCGACAACAAGGGCUUCCGCUGUCCACUCCACACCUGCCUGAGCUGCCACUACGGCUGCCGCACCAAGCACAAGUCCACCAAGGGAAGGUUAAUGCGCUGCCUCCGCUGCCCGGUGGCGUAUCACGUCGGUGACCUGUGUGUGGCCGCGGGCAGUGAGAUGAUCACCAACACUGCCAUCAUCUGCACCAACCACUUCAACGCCAAAAAGGGCUACAGCCACCACAGCCACGUCAACGUCAGCUGGUGUUUUGUCUGCUCCAAAGGAGGUCAGCUGCUGUGCUGCGAGUCCUGUCCGGCCGCCUUUCACCCCGACUGCCUGAACAUCGCGAUGCCCGACGGCAGCUGGUUCUGCAACGACUGCAGAGCCGGAAAGAAACCCAAAUACAGAGACAUCAUCUGGGUCAAACUGGGAACAUACAGAUGGUGGCCCGCAGAGAUCCACCACCCGCGAAACAUCCCCACCAACAUCCAGCACCUUCGCCACGAGAUCGGAGAGUUUCCCGUCUUCUUCUUCGGCUCCAAGGAUUAUUUCUGGACUCACCAGGGUCGCGUGUUUCCCUACAUGGAGGGAGACAGAGGCAGCAAACACCAGAGGACUGGCAUCGGCAAAGUCUUUAAGAACGCUCUGUUGGAGGCUGAAGCUCGAUUCAAGGAGAUCAAAAUUAAACAGGAGGCCAAGGAAGCACAAGAGUACAGUCGAAAGCCGCCGCCAUACAAAUUCAUCAAGGUCAACAAACCCUUCGGCAAAGUUCAGGUCUACACCGCCGACAUUUUCGAGAUCCCCAAGUGCAACUGCAAGCCGACGGACGAGAGGCCGUGCGGCUUCGAGUCGGAGUGUCUGAACCGCAUGCUGCAGUACGAGUGUCACCCGCAGGUCUGUCCCACCGGAGAGCGCUGCUGUAACCAGGACUUCACCAAACGCCUUUACCCGGAGACCAAGAUCAUCAAGACGCCCGGCAAAGGCUGGGGCCUGGUCGCGCUGCGGGACAUCAAGAAGGGCGAGUUUGUGAACGAAUAUAUCGGAGAGCUGGUCGACGAGGAGGAGUGCAGGGCGAGGAUCAAUUACGCCCACGAAAACAACAUCACCAACUUCUACAUGCUCACAAUCGAUAAGGACCGGAUCAUCGACGCCGGGCCGAAGGGGAACUACUCUCGCUUCAUGAACCACAGCUGUCAGCCCAACUGUGAGACGCAGAAGUGGACGGUGAACGGAGACACGCGAGUCGGCCUCUUCGCCGUCUGUGACGUCCCAGCAGGAACCGAGUUGACCUUCAACUACAACCUGGACUGUCUGGGCAACGAGAAGACGGUGUGUCGCUGCGGCGCUCCAAACUGCAGCGGAUUUCUCGGUGAUCGGCCCAAGAACUCAAACGGCCACACGGCCGACGCGAAGGGAAAGCGGGCGAAGAGAAAGUACAAGCGGAGGAAAACGGAGGGAAAGAAGAAGUCGGAGGACGACUGUUUCCGCUGUGGCGACGGCGGACAGCUGGUGCUCUGCGGCAAGAAGACCUGCACCAAAGCGUAUCACCUGUCCUGCCUCAACCUCACCAAGAGACCCUUCGGACGCUGGGACUGUCCCUGGCACCACUGCGACGUCUGUGGGAAAAACUCUGAGGCGUUCUGCCAGCUCUGCCCCAACUCCUUCUGCAAGGCUCACCAGGAGGGGGCGCUGCGUCCCUGGCCGCCCACGGGGCAGCCUUGUUGUCAGGAGCACGAGGAGCCGGAGGGAGCGGACGACCCGGACAAGGGUGCCGGCGCGGAGACGAGCGGCGCCGCCGUCACUGCCGGCCGUUCCGCCAAGGCCUCCAGGAAAACGGAAGGGGCCAAAACGAAGGCGUCGAAGAGGAAAGCGGCAGAGGCCUGACGUGUGAACUCAAACCCCCUCAAACUAGACUCUGACGCCUGCUUCUUCCGUCACAAAUGACUAAAAAACCCACGUAACAAAGUCUGUGAGGCGCUGUGGGCUUUCAUCGUCAGCGCCCACACUCCAAUUUCCAGCUCUCACAUUUUCAGGUUCUUCUCCACACGUGUCUGCACUGACGUCGCAGCAUCUGUGGUAAAGCAGCAGGACUCUCACUCCACCAACAACCAAACUGCCCGUUCAUGUCUCUAUUUUAUUUUUACCUUGUUUUCGUCGACUUUUUACUUUCCCGAUCCUUAGAACAACAAAAGGAACCGGUACGCUCACGCCGCCGCCGUCUGCUAACUUGAAUCCUUUUCUCACUCACUCACUCACUCAACAUGGAUGAUCUUGAACAGCAGAGAUUUUAGAGCUAUAUCUAUAUAUGUGUUUAUCAAAGUGAAACGAGUGAAACAUCAAACACGUUGCCAAAUGGAUUUAUUUUCAUUAUGUAUGUGUGUGUGUGUGUGUGUGUGUCAGAUGUAAAAUGGAACACCAGGACACUAUAAAUAGGCCUCACACGACCUCUUUACUCUAACUUCGUAGCCGUAGGCUAUAUUUAACUGUAGGUUUGUUUUUUUCUCUUCCAGUCUUAGCUCAGUUUCACUUUUUUUUCUUUUUUUUUAAAUCAGGAUGCUGAAUAAUGGCGCUUAAAAACCGUUAAUCUACCUGCCCGCUCCAGAAAACAAGGGAUUAGAGAGAGAGAAUAAAUUUGUGUUGUGCUACAUCCACGCGACUCGGAGGAGUUAAAGAAACGCUGCUAGCUCUGGGUUUGCGUCGCUGUAGGAAACGAACGAUCCAGCUUCCUGGUC